Messenger RNA from Cylicocyclus nassatus, 1560 nucleotides. NCBI's taxonomy places the organism in Eukaryota, Metazoa, Nematoda, Chromadorea, Rhabditida, Strongylidae. The record is from the annotation of a GenBank genome assembly.
GAGAACACUACUGCUUAACAAAAUUUUAUAAUUUACAACAUCAUCUUUCUUGAAAACUGUACAAACAUUCACAAGUUAUUCAUGUUAGGAAAUGCUCGGCGGAUUUUAGAGACGGGUAUGACUGAAGACGUGGAUGGCCACGUCCUCGACAAGUACGAGCUACAGAAGAGGCUCGGCAAGGGCGCUUACGGUAUCGUAUGGAAAGCGAUCGACCGACGGACUAAGGAAACUGUGGCCUUGAAAAAGAUUUUCGAUGCAUUCCGGAACCAGACAGAUUCGCAACGGACGUUUCGCGAAGUGAUGUUUCUGCAAGAGUUCGGACGACAUCCGAAUGUCAUCAAGCUGUUUAAUAUUCAUAAAGCUGAUAAUGACAGGGACAUUUACCUGGUAUUCGAGUACAUGGAAGCCGAUUUGCACAAUGUCAUCAAGAAAAUGACCAUUCUGAAGGACGUGCACAAGCAGUAUAUCAUGUGUCAGCUGUUCCGUGCUAUUCGCUUUUUGCACAGCGGAAACGUGUUGCAUAGGGAUCUGAAACCGUCAAAUGUGCUCUUGGAUGCCGAUUGUCGAGUGAAGCUGGCGGAUUUCGGACUUGCGCGGUCUCUUUCAUCGCUGGAAGACUAUCCAGAAGGACAGAAUAUGCCCGAAUUGACUGAAUACGUCGCUACACGAUGGUAUCGUAGUCCGGAGAUUUUGCUAGCAGCCAAAAGAUACACUAAAGGUGUCGAUAUGUGGAGCCUUGGCUGCAUACUCGCCGAAAUGCUCUUAGGUCGAGCGUUGUUCCCUGGGACAUCGACUAUAAAUCAAAUAGAACGAAUUAUGAAUACAAUAGCUCGACCAAGUAGAGCUGAUAUUGAAAGUAUAGGUAGCCACUAUGCCGUAUCGGUGCUCGACAAAAUGCCUCAAAGGCCUAGAAAAACUUUGGAAACUAUGAUUACGUGCAACAAUCCUCAUGCUCUUGAUCUUAUUCAUAGGUUAUUGAUUUUCGCUCCACAUCGUCGCCUUACAGUCGAGCAGUGCCUCGUUCAUCCUUAUGUUCUACAAUUUCAUAAUCCAGCCGAUGAACCUAUAUUACCCUAUGAUGUGAACCUCCCACUACCAGAUCACAUCCAACUUUCUAUCGAUGAUUACCGUAACAAACUUUACGAAAUGAUGAAUCAAAAGAAAACGCACGUCAAGCGAAUACAGCACGAAAAAAUCCGAAUUGGGGAACGGCCACAUACCGUGAUAGCAAAGCCAUCAACGCCUGUGCGCGAAGUGAUGAAAGCUAAUGGUCGGAGUUCUUCGGGCACGGCUGGUGGAGCACCGAUCGCUCAAGCAGAAUGUAGCGACACCGAUUACGACACAGCAAGGAGUUUGGCCAGAGCGGCGAGUGUCGAGAAAAAUGGCAGUCUGAACAGUGGAAGUACGCUGAGGGAACGUGCUCAAUCUGCUGAUUCACGAUCGGCAAAAAGUAGUGGAACAGGCAAAGGACGAAGAAGAUCCAUCGAAAGACCGCGAAUGUUCAGUAGUAUGAAGCCGAGUCGACUCAUGAAUCCUCAUAAGCUCAUUUCAAACUAUUAA